Messenger RNA from Nomia melanderi (Alkali bee), 1895 nucleotides. It is a transcript of the gene Cyp304a1, whose product is annotated as Probable cytochrome P450 304a1. Gene Ontology annotation, molecular function: steroid hydroxylase activity; iron ion binding; oxidoreductase activity, acting on paired donors, with incorporation or reduction of molecular oxygen, reduced flavin or flavoprotein as one donor, and incorporation of one atom of oxygen. Gene Ontology annotation, biological process: xenobiotic metabolic process. Gene Ontology annotation, cellular component: cytoplasm; intracellular membrane-bounded organelle. Lineage: Eukaryota; Metazoa; Arthropoda; Insecta; Hymenoptera; Halictidae. The record is from RefSeq and is a predicted model, not a curated record.
AUGUCGCCUUUCUUAAUUGCAAUAUUACUUCUACUCAUAGGAUACAAAUUCUACGAAUUUAUCACCUGUGUACCACCAAAUACUCCGCCAUGUUUGCCCCGUCUACCGUUCGUAGGAUCGUACUGGCACAUGCUCUGGGGCAAUUACGCGUAUCCUCAUAAAACACUCCGAUACUAUGUGAAUAAAUUGAAGUCCAAAGUUGUGACCUGUUAUUUGGGACCAUUUUGCUGCGUCAUAGCCAAUGACUAUAACAGUAUCAAAGAAUUGUUAAUGAAAGAAGACUUCGAUGGCAGACCGACCGAAGUAGACGUUUUGAAGGCGAGAGCUUUCGGAUCGACGAUGGGCAUCUUUUUCACCGAAGGCACGUUCUGGCACGAACAAAGACGAUUUAGCCUCCGACACAUGAGGGAUUUCGGUCUCGGCAGACGCCAGGAAAAAUACGAAGCAGAGAUGAUGGAAGAAGUCACGCAACUCAUUGACAUGUUGAAGAACGGACCUACCAAUGAUCAAGAAAAGACAUUCCUGAGGAAGGGCGAAGCUUACUUCCCAGACGUCCUGUUUCCGUAUUCCGCAAACAGUAUUUGGAACAUAGCAUUCGGCGAAAGAUUAGAUAGAACGGAACACCAUAAGUUGAUACAGUUUUGCAAGUCUGCCAUGGUGUUUCAAAGAGCAGCUGACACCACCGGUGGGGCUAUUUUCCAACGGGCAUUUCUAAAGUAUUUCGGAAACAUGUUUGGAUAUACUAACAUCAUAAAAGGGCAUUACGGCAUGGUGGACUUCAUCCAAGGAUACGUAGACCAGCGGAAGAGCACGCACACGAGCGACUCCGACAAUGGGAUGAUAGACAGAUACCUGGCAGAGAUGAAGAAACGGACUGAGGCGUCCAGUUUCUCUGAGAAACAACUUGUCAUGACCAUUGUGGACUACAUGUUUCCAGCUCUGUCAGCCAUGCCGAGUACCGUUGUGCACAUGAUAAAAUACACGAUGCACCAUCCGGAAGUUAUGAAGAAGGUGCAGGAUGAAAUAGACAGUGUGGUUGGUACCGGAAGAAUCGUGAAUUGGGAAGACAGAAAGAAUCUACCGUACACCGAGGCAACUAUACGGGAAGGUCUCAGACGCGAAACAUUGACGCCAUUUGGUGUGCUUCAUAAGUCCUUGAGGAAUACUACUCUCUCCGGUUACAACAUUCCGAUGAACACGUUAGCGAUUGCGAAUUUAGGCGGCCUGAAUAGUGAUCCAGAUCUUUGGGGAGAUCCUGAGAACUUCCGGCCGGAGAGAUUCCUCAACGACGAUGGCAAAUUAGGCAAAGAUUACUCGUUACCGUUUGGAUUUGGACAUCGCGUGUGUACCGGAGAAACUUUCGCGAGAUACAAUAUAUUUGCAUUGUACGCCGCGCUAAUGCAGAACUUCAAUUUUGAGUUCGUGGAUGGAGAGCCUACAGGACUGAAUGAUAAGUUGCCAGGUUUAAUUGUUACUCCUAAAGAAACGUGGAUUCGAGUGGUACCGCGUCAUUGAUAGUAUACAGGUAUAAACGUAAUGUAAGUAAUUUCAUUAUAAACAAGCAACGACUUAGUAGCUAUGCAAUAUAAAGCGUAGUACGAAGAACGAUAGUGUAUAGUAAUCGUUUUCAUUUUGACAUUGCCAAAACACGGCAGAACAUAAAACUUAUCUAAAGUUAUCUUGGUCGGAAAGAAAUGGCGAACUAACGGGGGGCGAAGUUCAUCUUAUGUUCCAAUUUGGCGGUAUGAAUGCAAUAUAAGACAUCUGUUUAUCAAACCUGUGAUAAAAGAUAUGACACAAUUUUUGAAUGAAAAUUAUAUCUGACAUGAAAUAAAUCAUUUAAUUAUUAGCAUGAUACUGAUAAUAUGUUCCUAUCGCUAUCUACUAAGCUAGGG